Haemonchus placei is the source of this 1737-nucleotide messenger RNA. The record is from the annotation of a GenBank genome assembly. NCBI's taxonomy places the organism in Eukaryota, Metazoa, Nematoda, Chromadorea, Rhabditida, Trichostrongylidae.
AUGUGCUUAAGGGACCAGAUUAUUCCUAAGAGCAAACUUCCUGAAAAUCUCCCCCGAGGGCAAAAAUCCAGGGAAUCUAGUCCAUCACGAAGAGGAAGGACAGGGGAGGUAGUACGGAGACUUUACACACUAGUUAAUAUUUCAACAUUUCAGCAAUUGUUUAUAUGUGAUGAUGUCUCGUUUUCUGCGGUACCUGUUAAUGGCUGGGACGCUUUAGAUCGGACCUUCCGUGAGCACUAUGAUCAAAGUCCCACGAUUGUGUUGCUCAAUUGCGGUGGCAAUCGCUCUUUACAAGACAUGCAGAUACCCGAAGGCAGUAAAGUAUUUAUUGUCGACUCAAGACGACCGUUCCAUCACGAGAAUAUCUUCGAGGGGCAGCAGAUUAUGGUUCUUGUCGAUAGUGCAGAGGUUCCAAAGCUAAAUAUACCAGAUAUGUCAUCUGUGAUUGAAAAUGAAGAGUCCGAAGAGUCAGAAGAUGAAGAGGAUGAAGAACAAGGCGAAGGAACGACAAGAAUGCAAAAGAUCGAGCGAAGACUCUUGAAGAAGGAGGCAAAAAAGCAGUGGUUAAAACGGCGGAAAAAUAUUUUGUGGAAAUAUUAUGAAAAUGCUUGGUAUUCCAUAUCGAGCGCGGUUAGAAUGCUUGAGUUGGCUGCAGCAUUGAAUAAAGCUACUCCUGAAUUUCUAUGGGUUGCCGCUGUUGGACUAAAUAGUCAGUGGACCGAUAGAGUGAUAACCAUUGAAGCGUAUCAUGACGUCUGCAUUGAUCGAAUGCGUCCAUUUAUCCAACGGUUUUCACCUCGUAACUCGGGCGCAAAGGCUGAUGAUUUGCUGAGAGUUUCAUUUGAGAAAGAGCUCCCAUUGGCUAUGUACUCCCACUGGUCAUUGUACCGUGCAAUGGCUGUCAAUGAAUAUUUCUCAUGUAAAACACGAAAUUGGACUCAGAAGGGAGAUUCUGAAGUAAAACAUCUACUCGCUAAUCUUGGAUUAACAUUGAAUGAAACCCGGCAAAAAUUUGAAGCGAUGAAUUCGACACGUCGAAAAGAAGUUAUACAAACACUUGAGAAAGAGAUGACACCCUCGUUUGCCUCAUUCAUUGCUCAUUUCGGAUAUUCAAGCCGGGUCUCUGCAGCUGAUGUUGCAAGAGGAUUAGCUGCAAGGUUAGAAUCACCUCGACGAAUUCCCUUAGUUGAGCGAUUCGAGUCAGCUCGUGGAAUUUUGCGGUGUUUUAUGAAGUGCCAUCAAGAUUAUGGUCCUCUUGUUAAGUGUUUUGAUUUGUAUAAGAUGGGUCUUGAAUCUGUGUGGUCUCUCGUAGCAGCCGCUGUUAAUCAACAGGAAAUCCUGCCUAUUGGACCAUUUUUCCUGCACACUUCGACGAAUCCUUGUGAUGAAAUAAUGGACUCACGACAUUUCCUUUUUCUUUUCACGACGUUCCUACAACGUGCAUUCUGCUCCGUUCGGAGGAGUCGUGACAGGACUACUAAACCCUUCGUAGUGAGCCAGGCGUUGGCAGGAGAUAUGCAAGGAUGGCAUAUUGUAACCGGUGUGAUGCCUUUGGACACUGUCUACACAGACGCACAGUUAAUGAGUUUCAUGGGCCGAGCAUUCGAGAGAGCUGCGGAACAAGCACAUUUGGAUGUUCGACGAGACAACUUCGAUCCUAACGUAGUGUUAGUACGAUCAGAAGACCGUUCACGUUUCUUCGACUUAUUACAAGCCGUCAUGGAAAUUGAAUCAUAA